AUGGAUGGCCGCCGCAGCGCCUGCAGGAUCACAUUCCCCGCCGAGAGGAUCUCGUUUGGUCUCCCCAACAACCCGGGCCGGAGGUGCUGCUACGGGGUCCAUUUUAUGGUGGGGGACAUCGAGGCAGACAAGAGCCAACAGGCCACGGCGGUCGUCCAGCUCUUCGGACGUCCUCCUGGUCAUGUCGUGGCCCGUCACGUGCCCUCGAGGGAGGGACAGACAGACAGCCCCUCCGAUGCCUUCUUUGCCGCCUCAGAGAGGGCAGCUCGAACAGUCUGUACAAGCACGCUGGGCAAUGUGGAGCACGGGAACCAGUACCAGAUCAAGCUCAUGUACGAGCACAACCUUCAGCGGAUCGCCUGCAACAUGACCUAUGGCUCCUUCGGCGGCGUCAAAGGUCGAGACUUGAUUUGUAUCCAGUCCAUGGAUGGGAUGCUUAUGCUGUUUGAGCAGGAAAGUUAUGCUUUUGGGCGGUUUCUCCCUGGCUUCCUUCUGCCUGGCCCUCUUACUUACAGCUCCCGGACAGAUUCCUUCAUCACCGUCUCGUCCUGCCGCCAUGUCGAGAGCUACAAGUACCAAGUCCUCGCCUUCGCCACAGACGCAGAUAAGAGGCAAGAUUCAGAGCAGCAAAAGCUCGGCUCUGGGAAGAGGCUGGUGGUGGACUGGACCCUGAACAUCGGCGAGCAGGCCCUGGACAUCUGCAUCGUCUCCUUCAGCCAGUCGUCCUCGUCCGUCUUCGUCCUGGGCGAGAGGAACUUCUUCUGCCUCAAGGACACCGGGCAGAUUCGCUUCAUGAAGAAGCUGGACUGCAGCCCCAGCUGUUUCCUGCCCUACUGCUCAGUGUCGGAAGGAUCCAUCAACACCCUGAUCGGGAACCAUAACAACAUGCUGCACAUCUACCAGGACGUCACCCUGAAGUGGGCCACGCAGCUGCCGCACGUCCCCGUCGCGGUCAAGGUGGGCUCUUUGCAAGACCUGAAGGGAGUGAUCGUCACGCUGAGCGACAAGGGCCACCUGCAGUGCUCCUACCUGGGCACAGACCCGUCGCUCUUCCAAGCCCCGAAGGUGGACUCCAGAGAAAUCAACUACGAAGAGCUGGACGUGGAGAUGAAGGAGCUGCAGAAGGUCAUCAGGGACGUCAACAAGUCCCCGGGUUCUUUGUCCCUAACGGAGUCAGAAGACCACCUGUCGAUUUUUGCCACCGUCUGCCCCAACCUGGACAAUGUGUCUCAAGCCACCAGCUAUGAAGUAGGAGCCGAAGCCGUCCCCUCCGUCACAGUGAAGGUCAUGAUACAGAGCCGGAUAGCCUUGCAGAAGACGAAGUUGUCUGUUUAUGUGGAACCACCGUUAGCAUCGACCUGUGACCACUUCAUCUUUGACGCCUUGGAGCCAGAGAUGAUGAAAACCAUUAACUUCUCUGUUUUCCUGAAGGGGAAUUACCUGCCUUCAGAACUGGAAGGCACUGCUGUGGCCUCAUAUAGCAUGUCCACAGACCUCAAUCCAGAUGGUAUUCCUCGAGUUGUCCAGUGUAAAUUCAGACUGCCCCUGAAGUUAAUAUGCUUGCCAUAUCAGCCUUCAAAAAUGGCAAGUCACAAGCUAACGAUUGACACGAACAAAUCUCCUAUCAGCCUUGUCAUGCUCUUCCCAGGCUUUGCUAACCAGGUAGACGACGAUCAGGUGAACGUGCUGGGCUUCCGCUUCAUAACUGGCUCCCGAGUCACCGUCCUCGCAUCCAAGACCUCCCAACGCUACCGCAUCCAGAGUGAACAAUUCGAGGACCUUUGGCUCAUCACCAAAGAGCUCACUCUUCGGCUUCAGGACCAUUUUGAAAAACAGGGAAUCAAAGAUUUCACUUGCUCUUUCUCAGGGUGCAUCCCUCUACAAGAAUAUUUUGACCUCAUUGACCAGCAUUUUGAGCUCCGACUGAAUGGAGAAAAAGUUGAAGAACUGUUAUCAGAAAGAGCCAUCCAGUUCAGAGCUAUUGAGCGACGCCUGCUGACCAGGUUCAAAGAUAAGACUCCUGCCCCGCUCCAGCAUCUGGACACCUUGUUAGAUGGGACGUACAAACAGGUGAUCGCCCUGGCGGAUGCAGCCGAGGAGAACCAUAGCAACCUCAUGCGGUCCUUCACCAGGCUCAAGAGUGCCACCCACCUGGUGAUCAUGCUGCUCGGUCUGUGGCAGAAGCUCAGCGCUGACCAGAUUGCCAUUCUGGAGGCUGCUUUUUUGCCAUUACAGCAGGACUCCCAAGAUUUGGGCUGGGAGGAGACAGUGGAUGCUGCGGUGGCUCACCUGCUCAAGACGUGCCUCUCGAAGAGCCCCAAGGAGCAGGCCUUGAACCUCACAAGCCAGCUGAACAUCCCCAAGGACACGAGCCGUCUGAAGAAGCACAUCACCCUGCUCUGCGACCGCCUCGCCAAAGGGGGCCGCCUCUGUUUAAGCACAGACGCCUCGGCUCAGCAGACCAUCGUCAUGCCAGGUGGCUGUGCUACCAUCCCAGAACAAGAUGCAGAAGAGAGAGUGACCGAGCAGGACCCAAGCGGUAUGUUCCCGAGUUCCAGUCACCUGGCGAUCCAGACCCUCAAGCCAGAAUCUGCUCCCACUGCCGUGUUUCAGGAAUAAUCCGAGUGGAGCCGUCCCGUUGUAGGAGCUGAACCUCCCCAGGGUGGCCAGUUGGGG
Gracilinanus agilis (Agile Gracile Mouse Opossum) is the source of this 2676-nucleotide messenger RNA. It is a transcript of the gene BBS9, whose product is annotated as Bardet-Biedl syndrome 9. NCBI's taxonomy places the organism in Eukaryota, Metazoa, Chordata, Mammalia, Didelphimorphia, Didelphidae. The record is from RefSeq and is a predicted model, not a curated record. Gene Ontology annotation, cellular component: BBSome; membrane. The transcript has 21 exons. The coding region runs from base 1 to 2619 and encodes 872 amino acids. Gene Ontology annotation, biological process: cilium assembly.